Messenger RNA from Emiliania huxleyi CCMP1516, 1137 nucleotides. RefSeq lists its product as hypothetical. The coding region runs from base 34 to 1137 and encodes 367 amino acids. Gene Ontology annotation, molecular function: antiporter activity. The record is from RefSeq and is a predicted model, not a curated record. NCBI's taxonomy places the organism in Eukaryota, Haptophyta, Isochrysidales, Noelaerhabdaceae. The transcript has 2 exons. Gene Ontology annotation, cellular component: trans-Golgi network; endosome; Golgi apparatus.
CGCAAGCGCCCACAUGGUGGAGGUGGCGCACGCAUGCGCAAUAGCCACAUGGAGGAGGUGCAGCCACUGCGCAAGGCCGACGCAAGCGGCGAGGAUGUCAGCGUCCCGCCAGCUUCGAUGGCGCAGGAGCAGAGCUGGCGCUGUGGCAGCGUGGUCGACAUCACCAUCACCGUGGGUGUGUGCGUGCUGUACACGCUGGUCGGGCCGCUGCUGAUCCUGAACAACAAGUACCUCCUCACCUCCGGAUUCCCAUACCCCAUCGUGCUCACUAGCCUCACGCAGGCCGCCACCGUCGUCUUUGCGGUCGCCGCCGCGCUGCUCUCCCGCAUGCGCUGCAUCGAGUGGGAGAUGCCGAGGAGAGAGUUCGACGGCACGCUUAUACGCGCGUCAGUCGUCGUCGGCUUCGCCGCCGCCACCUGCCUCUGCGCCGGCAACAGCGCGUACCUCUACCUUUCCGUCUCCUUUAUCGAGAUCCUCAAGGGGUACGCGCCGCUCGUGACGAUGAUGAUGCAGGGCUUCUUCGGGAUCGGGUACCCGGAGCGUAAGCCCGUCCUUGCGGUCCUCGCCAGCUGCGUCGGCACGACCAUCGCCUCUGCGGGCGAGGUGCACGCGUCUCCCGUCGGCCUUCUCAUCUUCUUCUCGUCGAUGUACUUUGAGGCAACGCGCCUGAUCCUGACCCAAAAGCUGCUCGGCCAAUACAAGAUGCACGUGGUGGAGGCGCUGCUGUACAUCUCGCCCGCCACGUUCGUCUUCACCGCGGCCGCCGCCGCCACCAUCGAGCUGCCCCGCUUCAAGCCCGGGGACAUCCGCAACCCGCCCAUCGAGCCCUUCUGGGUCGGCAUCGGCCUGACCUGCCUGCUGGGGUGCCUGAUCAACCUCUCCUCUUUCCUGGUCAUCCAGCGCACAAACGUGGUGAUGCUGAAGCUGCUCUCCAUCUCGCGCAACGCGGGCGUCGUCGUGAGCGGCGUCGUGCUCUUCGGCGAGGCGUGCGGCUACGUGAUCACGCUCAUCUUCUUCGUGGUGUACAACUACCUGCAGAUCACGGCGGCGCAGGCGGCGGCGCGGGCAAAGGCGUGGGAGGAGGGCAGGAGUCUCGACGGGCACCCGCCUGACUCACCAAGAAGCCCGCCCCCGUAG